Molecule: messenger RNA, 2783 nt
Organism: Syngnathus typhle (broad-nosed pipefish)
Lineage: Eukaryota; Metazoa; Chordata; Actinopteri; Syngnathiformes; Syngnathidae
Gene: pitpnc1b
Product: phosphatidylinositol transfer protein cytoplasmic 1b
Exons: 10
Biological process (GO): phospholipid transport
Cellular component (GO): cytoplasm
Molecular function (GO): phosphatidylinositol transfer activity; phosphatidylinositol binding
Source: RefSeq, a predicted model, not a curated record
GGGAGGGAGGACCAGAGAAAAAGAUAAGGAAAGAGCCAGGCAAAGGAAUGCAAGGGCAAGAGAAAAACAGCAAAGGUUGCAGUGGGAGGAGACUCCGACACCGAACAUGGAAAAUCCGGGGGAGGAAGCAGACACAACGAAGGAGUGGAACAGAUCCUGCUGGGUGUGCGGCUCCGACAUCAGCGGAAGAAAGCAAAAGCAUACAAGCGUGUCAGGAGAGGUCACUGGCGUGCCCGAGCGCCACCUCAUGCGAACCAGGCAAAGAACACGGCAGCAACAGCAACAGCAUGUUGGAGAAAGAGUACCGCAUUUGCAUGCCACUAACUGUGGAGGAGUACAGGAUCGGGCAACUGUACAUGAUCAGCAAGCACAGCUGUGAGCAGAGUGAAAAUGGAGAGGGGGUCGAGGUGGUAAGGAACGAGGCCGAUACUCACCCCGAGCACGGCCCGGGACAGGUGACGGAGAAACGAAUCUACCUCAGCAGUAAGCUGCCAACCUGGGCGAAGUCGCUUGCCCCGCGAUUCUUCUAUGUGAAAGAGACAGCCUGGAAUUUCUACCCGCACACAAUUACAGGUGCUCACUUGCAAAGAGAAAGAGAGAGAGAGAGUUUUCAUGAACUUUAAUAACCUCUUCUUUUCACCUUUCAGUUAUCGUUCCUCCCCAUGUUCAGCAUCUACAUUGAAACACGGUUCGAGAACAACAACGGCUGUAAUGACAAUAUAUUUGGUACGCCAACGCCGGCAGAGCAUGUGAGUUUCCUGGAUAUCCUGAGUGACCCCAUCCCAGAAAAGCACUACAAAGAGUCAGAGGACCUGUCUCGCUGGCAGUCGAGUAAGACUAAGCGAGGGCCUCUGAAGGAGGGCUGGAGGGAGGAGCACCAGCCCAUCAUGUGCUCCUACAAGAGGGUGCGCUGCAACUUUGAGGUCUACGGCUUCCAGACCAAGACGGAGGAUUUCUUACACAAAAACAUCCGGGACAUUCUCCUGAUUGGUCACAGGCAAGCGGUGGCGUGGGUGGACGAAUGGCACGGGCUAACCUUGGAAGAGGUGAGGCAGUACGAGGACAAGAUGCAAAAGCAGACCAACAGCAAAGUCAAACCUAACUCAGGAACUCCGACCUCAUCUGCUCCCAUGUUCUCUCGCUCCAUGUCGGUGACGGACGAGUUUACGCUGAAGAAGAUGGGAGCCUCCGAGCCCUCGGGGGGCACCACUGUUCCACAUGGUCACAUCCGGCCCAACUCCACCUCUGAAUGAGAACCCGAGUUGGGUCACAGCAUCAAACACAGUCAACAUUUUUAUUGACUUGUGUUGAUUCUGUCAUGUACAGAAAGCAUGAACGCUGUUUGUUAUUGUUGUUUUUUAACAAGGAAUAUUUCCGCAGACGCCUUCAGGGGGACAACAAGUGCACUUAGUAGAGCUCAGACCUCCAACCAAGUAGAUUUGCAAAAUUUCAGACAUUUUCAAAGUUGGACAAUUUUCACAUGGAUUAAAAAAAAAGAACAGACAAUAAUUUACCAAAUUGAAAGUUGGGUUUUAACUACAAACUUAAAUGUAGUUGAAAAAGAUAUAUUUUAGCAUAAUACUUUUUUUGAGUUACAUGCCAUUGUUUUUUCUUUUUGGGUGGAAAUGACAUUUUUCUAUUGAAAUCCAAGCUAGAGUUUGUAGUGUUAAAACUGCUAGCAAGAUUAAAAAAUAUCCUAACAUAAACAAGCUCCAUUCUCAAAAUUACAGAGAACAAAAAUUUUAGUUUACAGAGACCUCAUAUCCAUCUUUUAAAAAAGAAAUGCAGCACUAUCAAUGCUAAACUAGCAUUAACAUUAUAAACGAGCUACCGCUAGCCACAGUGCUGGCUGAAAUGUUCCAGAAUUUUUUCAACACACUUUGUAGCCCAACCACAUAGGCUUAACAAAACCAAUUUCGAUGUUGAGGUGUAAUCUGGAUUUACAGCAAAACUGCAUGCUUCCUUCCUCAGACAAUCUCGAGUGCGGGACUUUCAUCCCACAAAGCACGUUUUGUGCGACUCUGAGUUAUUACACGUUCAUGUUUUAUGGCGAGUCAUCAAACUCGGCCGCCACGCUGCUUCCACACGCACUCCCAAAUACAAACAUUUUUCACAAUCACGUUUGAAAGCAAUCACGCAAAAUCUUGAGGACUAUUCACCCGGAAAGUUAGCCUGAAAUGGCUUCCAUAUUUUCUUGGGCCUUUUUUCUUGUCUCCUCGUGAAGAACACGCCUACCAAAAUGUCCCAUCACUGAAUCAAAUUGGAUUUCAGAAAGAUUCUUUGGCGUACUAGAGCCAAAUUUUGUGAGCAUGCAGACGCCCUAAAAAUGUUGAUUGCCUGUAUUUUUGAAUUUCCCUUGCCUGGUGGUCACACUGUAGCUGUCAGGAAUUCAGCAGACCACCGGCUGGGCGUCACCGUUGUGCCCCCCGCCUCCAGACAGAUGAGUGGAUCUAAUGAGAAAGAGGCCGUCAAUGUUAUGGAUCGGCCUCCCUCCGCACCUCGCCCGAAAGGUUACGGCGGGUGUAUUGACACGCGACGCCGAAUCAGCGCUUGAUCUCUUAGCUGAGAGCUGCAAAAUGGGUCAAGCUGUGCUAAACUUCAAUUAGGAGUCAAUAAUGUAGCCAUGAUUAACUUCAUUUUGUACAAAAGAAGAUUCCGCAUUCUGUGCAUAGAUAAUCGCAUCAUUAUUUAGCAUUCCAUUUUGCAUGAAUCAAAAGGGAGAAUGUAUCAGGAAAGGACAUGAUGUAUUUUUGUUUUUUUCCAAUAAAUGCAAUUUACAGUGA